AUGACUUGGCUCUCUACGUUGAACUUGGGUCGUGGUGGGGUGUCUAAGACUUCGGAGGCUCUGGCUUCCUUUGAUGAUUGGCGUCGCAGAGGAUAUUCCUGUGUCCUCGGCCCCGGGGAGGCCAACGAUCGAGUGGUCGCGGGCCUUUGUGAAUUCAUUUAUGAGGGCGCCUGCGUGCCUCUUGACUUUGCGUUCGCGCUUCGCCACUAUUUGUCGGUCUCCGAUCAUUUCGCAGUUUCUUACUGCUUCGAUUUCGCGCCGUGGCGCUCUCUGCGCUCUCCGUCUCGUGUUCCUCUUGCCGACUGCAGUGAAGACGAGAUUGCGGCUAAAUUCGUUUCCUGUUUUGUCCAGCAUGAGUUUGCAGAGCUGCUUGAGGCUGGUGAUGUUGACGGCGCCUGGGCUUUGCUUAGCGGCGCCGCCGAGCGUGCAAUGACCAAGAUGCCCCUUGCUGCUGCGGUGCCUCGCUCCGACCUUUGGGUUCCUGUUGAGACUCCCGCUGUUGCCAAGGGUGCUAGAAGUGAUGAACCGGUUCGGCUUCGUCAGCUUCGUCGCCUCCACAGGCGAUUACUGCAGCUCCAGCGCCAUCCCGAUGACGCGUGCUUGUGUGCUACGGCGCUUCGCUCGCUCUCUGCUCUUGCCACCGUGGUCCCGGAGUUGUGCUCUUGGCGGGAUGGCUCUCUCACUGAGAUUGCCGCCUGUACUGUUGCCGCCAUCUCUAGGUUUGACGCCGAGCUUAAGGCCGAUAGGCUUGCGCGUUGGAAAACUGAGGUGAGCCUUUCGCAGCGCAAGGCCAUCGCUUGGGUUAAACAGAGGGUUGCUGCUGAGGCGGACGGCCUUCCCCCCCGCAGUCGCGAUCCUGCUGUUCCUGUUCGUGCGGUGCAUCCAGUGAGUGUGAUUCGUGAGGCCGAGGAGGAGUGGCUUCCUCUUUGGUCUCGUGAGGCUCCUUCUACUGAGGCUUUUGAAGUGCUUUUGCGUGAGGUUGGAGGUGCUCAGUCUCCGUCCCAAGGCAAGGUUGCUUGGUGUGGCAAAGCUCUUCGUCGCGGCGCCAAGGCCAUGUGUGGCCGUGUUGCGGGGCAUGAUUGUUGGGGGCCUGAGGACCUCAUCCGUCUGCCUGACGCUUGGUUUGAUGCGCUCGCUGACCUUUGGCGGACUGUUUGGUCGACCGGUCGCAUUCCCGCCACUUGGCAACGUGCCAGGGUCUCCUUGCUGCCGAAGCCCGACGGCGGUUGGCGGCCUUUGUCCAUCACGCCGGUGGUUUGGCGCCUCGGGUCUCAGCACGUUGUUCGUUAUCUCCGUCCGUGGUGUGCUUCUUGGGCCUCGCCUCACAUCCUGGGGGGCCUCGCCCAGCGCUCCGUCGAGCAAGCGCAUGUUCGCAUCAACGAGGCCAUGACUGACUGUGCUGCUCGUCUCUUUGUUGCCCAGGACCUGAGCAAGUGUUUCGACUGCAUCUCGCUUGAGCUGGCUCUCUGUGCCCUCCGGCAUUGGGGUGCCCCUUGUGAGCUUAUUGCUCUGUUGAAGUCGUUUUACUCCGGUCAGGAAAGGCUUUUCAGCUUCGCGGGCCAUGUCGGUGGCAAGUGGCAUGCCGUCACCAACGGCAUCUUGCAGGGCUGCCCGCUUAGCCCUCUCGUUGCUGCUGCUCUGCUGCAAGUGUGGGCUUUGCUUGUCUGCCGUGACGGCGUUGAUGGCGUCAUCUACAUAGAUGACAGGACUUUGUGGUCUGAUGCCAUUGGCGUUGCUGCUGACCAUGCCAUGCGUGCUGCUCUGCUCCGGUCGUCGCGCUUCGAUGCUGCCUGCCUGUUCGCUUGCAGGCCUCGCAAGUGCCAGGUUGCUUCUUCCCGCUUGGAGCUGUACGCUGACUUCGUCCAGGACAUUGGUUACCCUGCCAGUGGAGAACUGAACGUUUUGGGGCUGCGCCAUCAAUCCAGUGGCGGUUGUGUGCCGGCUAAAGGCGAUGUGGUUGAGCUCGCUCUGCGAUGCCGCUUCCUGCGCAUCCUCGGUCUUCCUUACGGGGCUCGUGCUGCCAUUCUCCGGUGUUUGGUCACUUCCAAGUUCUCAUGGAUCGCCUCGGUCGCCACUGAGGUUCCUUGUGACUUCGCUGCACUGCGGACGGAGAUCAGCCUUGCUUUGAUCGGCCAUCUUGCUCUCCGUGACUGCCCCCGGGCCUUGGUCUACGAGAUCUUUGGCUGGGAUUGCGACCCCAGGUUUGCCUUCGAGUGGGCCUCGUUGCAGGCUGCUGUCAGGUGGCAGCUUCGGCUUCCAGUUUGGCAUGAGCAGGUUUGUCUUCGCUUCGCGCUGAAGCAGUGGCCUGUUCUUCUUCCUGGUUCCGCGAAGGUCCUCAGCAGUCUGGCUUGGUGGGCUUCAGCUGAUGGGGCCGUCAUCCACCGCAGUGAUGGGGCUGGUCGCGUCCGCUCGUUCAGGAUCGGGGUCGACAGCCUGUCAUGCUUGCGCGGCUGGCUCAAGCAUGAGUUCAAGCGCCGUGCCUUGGCCGACGUGUGCCGUGUUGCCACUUCGCUUCACCGACAUGACGACCCGACUCUCGCGCAGGGCAUACUGUUGCCUAAGCCUGCCGCUCACCUUGCUUUGUCUGCAAAAGCACACCACAGAGUUUUCUUCGAGCAGGGUGUUUCCCGGUCUACUCGGGUGGUUUGCUUAGGCUCGGGGUGUUCGGUUUGGUUCCAGAACGCGUUCCACAAGCGACCUCGGCAGCAGUGGCACACCCGCUGCCUGUGUGGGCUGGAGAUGCCUAGCCGGCCUCACCUCGUUUUUCAGUGUCAGGCGUUCGCUUCGGUUCGCCUUGCUCAAGGCGUCACUUCGCCAGUCAAUCGAGCUGAAGAACGACUUCUCGCUGUAGCUGUGCCGGAGCUUCCGCCUCCUCCGGAGGCCCGUCUUGUCAGUGAAGCUCGUGACGAAGUCUCGAGACUGCUUGAGGCCGCUGUCCAGGGCGGUGCUGCACUCUUGCUGUGUGCUACCGACGGUUCUGCCAAGGAAUCUGUGGCUGGGUGGUCUGUGGCCGUUGAAGCAACCGGCACGGCUGUGUCGCUGCUGGAGACUGAAGAUCACCUGCCCUUCAUCGCCGAGGUCGUCGCUUUGGUCGUCUUCUUCGAGGCGCUCGUGAGCCUUGCCGCGCGGCUUCCUCUGCCAAGGGUUUACGUUUUGUGUGACUGCCAGGCUGCCUUGAAGGUCUGUGCUCCAACUUACAGUGGGCCGUUUCUUGUUCUUGCACGCCGCGUCCAGGAUGCCUUCCGGUCGCUGCACAGAUAUGGAGUCGACUACACCUGUUCCUGGGUGCCUGCGCACGGUCGUGCCUCUCAGGGUUGGCGGCCACCCGAGGGUGUUGAAGCUGCUCGCGCCAGGAGGAUCAACGCGGUCGCCGACGAUGCGGCCAAGCAGUGUGUACUCCGUGCCUGGCACGGGUCGGCGAGGCGAGCUUGGCACCGCCAGGUCGCCGCUGCACAGGUCCGUGAGUUGCAGUACCUCCGUGCCGCUUCCGAGGUUGCAGCGAGGUACACGCAGUGGGUCGCUUAG
Symbiodinium sp. CCMP2592 is the source of this 3525-nucleotide messenger RNA. NCBI's taxonomy places the organism in Eukaryota, Dinophyceae, Suessiales, Symbiodiniaceae. The record is from the annotation of a GenBank genome assembly.